CGCAGAGCACACACAGCACAGAGUGAAUUCACGUGCACGAAACGUACUAAAACAUAUUUAUAAACAGUAAACCUGUUUUUCUCAAACGUAUUCAUUAAAUCAUGUCAGCAUCAGUGAUACGAAGAGGACUUGAACUGUUCAGUGAAAAAGAUGGAGAGACGCAUAAACAGAAGAAGAUCAGUCGUAAUAAACAACGAGUUCACAGACAGACAGUGAAGAGCAAGACUACAGUCAAAGACAAACACAUCAAAUCAGCUGUAGAUGAAUACAGAAAAAAACAAAAGAAGAAUCAACUGAGUUCAAAUCUUGCAUAUUUCCUGGCUGCUGAUAACAAAACACAAACAAAGCACGUAGGAAAGAUCAUACAGCAACAUUCUGGUCGUCGUGCUUGUCAUCAGGCAGAUCUGCCCGUCAACAAACCCGAGGAGAAGUCUGUCUUUACAGAGCAGGAGUUCCAGAAAUUUCAGAAAGAAUAUUUUUCGAAGCUUUAACAUUCUGGAGGACCCUUUAUUUCUCUGGACGAUAUGACAUUCUGCUGCUGCUUACACACUUCGACUAACAAGGAUGUGCUGAUGAGUGAUGAUGUUUUCAUUGGUUUAAAUUGAUUUUGAUGAAACAUAUUUGUCUGCUGAAUUAAUAUUAAAAACAGGAACAUCAGGAGAGAAAUGAAACGGCCUCUUAUGUGUUUUCUUCUUUCCAGUAUGUCUAAAAGUAACUGAGAAUUGAUGUGUUGUGUGUUCAAUACUGUAACUCAUGACUGACACAAGUAUAUAAAUGUUCUGUUAUUCUGGACAAUUAACUUCGUUUCUGUUU
Molecule: messenger RNA, 813 nt
Organism: Triplophysa rosa
Lineage: Eukaryota; Metazoa; Chordata; Actinopteri; Cypriniformes; Nemacheilidae
Gene: rps19bp1
Product: ribosomal protein S19 binding protein 1
Exons: 4
Coding region: 102-491 (129 amino acids)
Cellular component (GO): nucleolus
Molecular function (GO): enzyme binding
Source: RefSeq, a predicted model, not a curated record